CCUGCCAGAGCCAAUCCGCGACUGGGUGUAAGUAGGGCAAGCCGCUUCCUGGUUCUCAGAAAGAAGGAGCUGGGAGUCGGAGUGGGCCAGCGGAGGCAGCAGACAGGCAGGGGGGUCAGAGCAGCAGAGAGCCGGCGGGCUGCAGAGACAAGACAGGAGCCGCAGGAGAGACGCCGACGCACCUUUUGGCGAAGAUUAAAAAAAGGAGGUGUCGAGCUGAGGACGGCGGGAGCGGUGACCCCCGGUGGAGACAACUAAACAAGAGCAGGGAGGAUAAAAUAAAGAAGAAGAAGAAGAAGAAGUAGAAGAAGUAAGCAGGGUGGGACGGAAUAAUCCAGGAAGUGCGGAGGCCGGUCAGGUGGGAGGCGACGAGCCUGAACAGGUGACACACCGGCACUCAGGUGUAUGAACUCUGCUGACCUCCAAGCAAAGGACCAAAGAGGAGGGGAACGAGCGGGAGGCAGAAGAAAGCAGGCACCCAUCUUCUCCUGGGUUUAUGGACUGGAGGUGGCAAUGUCUCCAGGAGAGGACGGUCUGAUUGGGAUCCCCUUCCCGGAGCACAGCAACGAGCUCUUAUCACACCUAAAUGACCAGAGAAGGUCAGGACUCCUCUGUGACCUCACUCUGACGUCCCGUGGGGCACGCUACCCGACUCACCGCUCCGUCAUGGCCGCCGUCAGUCUCUACUUCCGUCGGCUGUUCGGGACAGAGGAGGGGGGAGGUGAGGGCGGGGGAGGUUUCAGCGUGUGCCAGCUGGACUGCGUGGCCCCCGACGCCCUGGACGCCCUGCUGGAGUUCGCCUACACUGCCACUCUGACCAUCCCCAGCUCAGGGAUGAGAGAUGUGCUGCGAGGGGCUCAGCUCCUGGGCAUCCAGUGCGUGGCUGACGCGUGCAGAGACAUCCUGGGGGAGAAAGCGGAGGUGGAGCCGGCAGAGGAGCAGAGAGCCCAGCACAUGGCUACUGACAGGAUGGCGGGGGGCGAUAGUAUGGUGGAGAGAGGGUCUCGAAGAAAAACGGACAGAAAGAAGGUGAAAAAAGUGGGGCCGCAUCAUAUCAACUCCUCGGUUUUGAACCCACCCCCUGCGUCUCCUGUCUCGCACCCUUCACCUGCAUCCGACAGCUUCCGCUCCCUGCCGUCCACCCAGCCUCCCAGCCCCGAACAGGAGGAGCUUCGCCUCAAAGCUGGGCAGAACGGAGAUCCCAGGGUGAUCAGAAAUCCAGAGAGAGUGGCCACACUAAAUGGCGGGCAGCUUCACUGGCUGCAUGAGCGCCCCCGUAUAGCCCAGCCGCCUCCUGUCCCGCCCUUGAGUGACAAGCUGUCAGAGGACGAGGAGGGUUUUGGGGAUGACAGUAUGCUGAUGGAAAGCACCUCCAUACCUACCUCUGUAGCUGAUCGAGGAGCGGUGGCGUCCACAGUUGGAGGUGGGAGGAAGAGGAAGUCUCAGACGCCCCAGCAGUGCCCCGUUUGUCAGAAGAUCAUCCAUGGAGCAGGGAAGCUGCCCCGACACAUGAGGACACACACAGGAGAGAAGCCCUUUCAGUGCUCAGCAUGUGGAGUCCGUUUCACCCGGAAUGAUAAGUUGAAGAUCCACAUGAGGAAACACACAGGCGAGCGUCCUUAUCCCUGCCCGCACUGCUCUGCCCGCUUUCUGCACUCAUACGACCUCAAAAACCACCUGUCCCUCCACAGUGGGGCGAGGCCCUUCGAGUGCCCGCUCUGCCACAAGGCCUUUGCCCGAGAGGACCACCUCCAGCGUCACCGCAAGGGACACAGCUGCCUGGAGCUGCGGCCACGCCGGCCCAGACGUGGGGCAGAGCUUGGGGAGGAUGGGAGAGGGGACGGAGGCGUGAGGGAGCAGUCCAACCCUCUGGAUGCUUUGUCCUUACAGGCCCAUGCCUCAGCGUUCCUCCCUCACACAUUGCUAGAUGGUGGAAGUGGAUCCGGCGCCGGGCCCCAGAUGAUGUUUCCAGGUGACGUCGAGAGGGAGCGGUCUCUCGCCCUUCAGGCUCUGGCUCAUCUCAGGCCUCACAGGCUGGCCGGCUACCCUGAGCUGUUCCUGCGAAGCCUGGAGCUGCGAGCGGGCAGAGAGGCCGAGGGAGAAGAUCCAGGCGGAACCAACUCGCCAGUUACGCAGCGUGACCGAUGGGCUGAUGAAGCUGAAGAGGAAAUUGGUGAAGAGGAAGCAGAGGAAGAGGAAUAGUGAAAAGAGAGCGUGUGUGUGUGUAAACGUGUGCGUGUCUGUGUGGUAAAGCAUCCACAGUAAAAAAAAAUCUCACUCAGGUGGCUGGACUAACGACCUGCUGCUCCCAUAUAGAGAGCGCUUAAAAAAUAAAAAUGACUUCAUGAUAUUAAAAGAAAAAAAAUGGAAAACGGGUUUUCUUAGAUAUUUUAAAUGUUUGUCUUCUCGCUCUUGGCAUUUUGAUUUCAUUUGUCUUUUAGAUUUUAAUUUCUCGUUUGCUGUUUAAUUUUACGUAUUUCAGGUUUGAGCUGUUUGAUUGGAUUUUUGUAGCUGGACAUGCGUGUGUGGAGUGUGUGGUUACUGGGAUGCUUUUCACUAUGCAAACUAAAAUCCAGAGCUGCGACAUGAAGGGAUAUUUGAAGAUGUUUAUUUUUUAGUUACGACAUAAAUGUAUUGAUUCAGGUGCAAUUCAGAAGUCAUAUCACCUAGAUCACAGGAAUGAGUUUGUAUGCCUGGUUUCCUCUGGUGGUUAUCAACGGAAAUGCAGUCGAAUUAAUCAAACUCGUUCUGUACAUUGUAAGCAAUAAUGUUCGUUUGUGUCUUUUCUCAUUAGUGGUAGAAUCUUUGCUUUGAUUUUGGUGCUGAAACCAAAGAUUUUUAGUUGAAUGGUUUUCUUAAAUCUUAAGUUAACAGGAGAGGAGGGAGGUGAAUUGUAGCCAAUGUUGGAUUUGAAGAGAAGACUCUUCCCAACUGUUUUGAUAGCCAUGAGAGAGAGUCUGCUUCCAUUUUUGAGUGUUUCGGAGCCGCAGGGCUCUGUGUUUAAUGCCUGACCAAAAGAGACAAAGUCUGGGUCAAUGAGUUGAUCAUGUUGAAGAUAAUUCAUCUUUUCCCAAAGGCUUCCAAUGCACUCAUUUGGGUUCCUUGUUUGGAAAAAAAAAAAAAAGGGGUAAAAAAGAAAGUGAGGGGAUGAAAGAGAUAGCAUUCCCCUUUUUUCUGUGCUUAUUUAUUUAUUGUUAUUUAUUAUGGUUCUUCUGCUGAAACUCUUUGUGAGACCAAAUCCAAGGGUGGGACACAUAUUACAAGUCUUACAAGAGCUGCAUUGCGCUAAAGAUUUUGAUUCUUCAUGUAACUUAACGCCUUUUUUUAAAAACGGGCUGCGUGUCUUCUUUUGGCGAUUCUUCCUCGAAUGCAUUCUUUGCACAUUUAACCCCGUCAGGUACUGCAAUAAUACAGGCACAUUCCAUCCUCCGGGGUACAGAGAGAAGGGAACAGAGCAAAGAAGUAGUCAGAGGGUUCAAAACCUUCAAUGCAACUGGAACACAAAAUGACUUUGCUGUUUGACAUUUUCAGCGCGCUUUUUCUGUUGUUAAUUUAACACGUAUAGUACUGUAUGACAUAUUAACAUGGCAGUUCUUAUAGAUCGGCCACCGCUGUGUCUAAAGGGGCCAUUAUCCUUUGAGUUUGACCAAAAACUAUCUUGUUUUCAUCAUGCUUUUCCCUGGACCGGUACAUUAAGGCCUUUUGCAGGGUGUAAUGCAAUCUUUAAUGGCUUUAAACGACAGCAGUUGUCUUUUUAUUUUCCAUUCUCUUGAAACCUAUGUAGUCAGAACCUGCUGUAGCAGUGGCGCUGGUCUGGCCUUGUGUGCACUAUCCGCUCCUUGUUGUGUAGUAAAUCUUUUUUUUUAUUUGCACUAUGAGAUUUGAGAGCUUCAAGCCUUUUUUUUGUCUGACCUUGAAUAUCUAGUCCAUUAACUCACUCGAUACCAUUUAAGAUUGUGAUUGAAAUACUUCUUUAAAACCUGCAUACAAUGAGUACUCUUCCUCCUGCAUAAUAGUACAGAGUUAUAGUCAAUAUAAUAUAUAAUGGGAUGAAUUUGCCUUAGAUUUUUUUGUGCUGCAACUACUCUCAGGAAAUCUUGAGCAAUGCACUAAGUGAUUAUACAGAAUAUAUAAAAUGAGAAGAAAUUGUUUGGUGCUGUUGGACGAUUGACACUCUUCAUGCAAGUGUAAGGCCAGUAGUUUCAAAAUAAGACAUUUUCUAGAAUAGUUGAUGGUUAAAAAACCUGUAGUGAAAAACAGGGAAAUGGUGAUGACAGUAAACUACUGGCCUUACUGGAACCAGUCCUACUGGAAUGGCAGUGUGACAGUUGGUCCCGUUCAUGAAGGGUGUUGGUGCUCCCGGUCGGAGCGCUGUGAAUGAAUGAGGGUUAACUGAUGCCAGCUGUGAAAUGUGUGUUUCUAUGUGAGCUGUUUGUUUUCUUGGCUUCGGUGAAGGGACAUGGGGUCUGGUCUGUGUAGAGACCCCGCUAUCAGGGAUACAUUUUUGUCUUUCAGUUUUUAGUGGAACCUUCUCAGAGAUAUGAAUUCAUUUUCCCAUCAUUUGUUUCAGUUAAUGUAAAGAAAAUAAAUAAACAUAUCCAAGCUUGA
Epinephelus fuscoguttatus (brown-marbled grouper) is the source of this 4608-nucleotide messenger RNA. RefSeq names its product zinc finger and BTB domain containing 7B (gene zbtb7b). Gene Ontology annotation, molecular function: DNA-binding transcription factor activity, RNA polymerase II-specific; protein binding; RNA polymerase II cis-regulatory region sequence-specific DNA binding. The record is from RefSeq and is a predicted model, not a curated record. The transcript is spliced from 4 exons. Gene Ontology annotation, biological process: positive regulation of gene expression; regulation of transcription by RNA polymerase II. NCBI's taxonomy places the organism in Eukaryota, Metazoa, Chordata, Actinopteri, Perciformes, Serranidae. The coding region runs from base 406 to 2202 and encodes 598 amino acids.